ACCAGGGGCGGACUGACAACUCAUGGGGCCCCUGUUUCCUUGCCCAAACUCAAAAAAGCCUAUGAAAAAGGUACCAGGGUCUUCUCAUGUGGCCCCCUACUGACCCUGGCCCUCGGGCAGUGCCCGAGUUUCCAAAUGGUCAGUCCGCCCCUGAUUUCAACUAGAUCAGUGACACCAUUGAGGUCCGGUGGCCACACAGCUACCCAGCUGGUUAGUUUUAUCAAGCGGUUUCCCGCCGCAUGCUACUUAUCUAUCUUUUAUCUGCUAGCGAAGGCCUUUUAUGGUUUUAUUAUAUGUGUU
This is a messenger RNA of Staurois parvus, 300 nucleotides long. NCBI's taxonomy places the organism in Eukaryota, Metazoa, Chordata, Amphibia, Anura, Ranidae. The record is from the annotation of a GenBank genome assembly.